UGUCCCGCUGAGUCAGAUGGACAGUUCCCAACUUAGAUGUAACAAACAGUCAGAGCAGAACUCCUACAUUCAAAGUGGUUGAAAACAAAAAGAGGACUCUUAACAUUUAGGCAACAACCACAAAAACUGGACCAAAGUCAAGAUGGAUGAACCUGAGAGUUUGGACUCUGAGAUGACGGAGCUACAGGAGUGUUCCUAUGAAGCACUGGAAUCUCUCAGCCAAGACGAUGAAGAUGAGGUGGAAGAACUUCAAAACAGUUUGCGAGAGGUUAUCCAGGACCAUUCGGUGAAGCCCAAACUACAGUGCCUCAUGGUGGAUCCUUCAUUCUCAAUGGUGACUGUGCAGAGUGAGGACAGUGGGAUUGUGUGGGAGACGGCCUCCAGCCGUUGCUCUACUCCCUGGGCGUCCGAGACCAGCUCUGUGUCAGAGGGGGGUAGCAUGGAGGGCUCCGGGGCAGCGGGCAAGAUCACCAUUAUCUUUGAUGAGGAGAAAGUGGUGCGGCGGAGGACCAGGUCUGGGAGGAGUAGCAGGCUCAGUGACAGAUUCAGCAGGCCGGGCAGUUCACGAUCCGCCUCGGCACUGGGAGUGGAGAGACUGGAGAUGAUGGAGGUUUCUCAGCCCAAUGUCAAACAGGACAAAACGGAGACUGAACCAGACCUGGAAGAGAUAAAGAGCAUGGACCAGCAGCUGUUCAGUUUGAUUUCUGAAGGCUAUGAGAUUCUCAACAUCAGAGUACCAUCUAAACUGCCCACUGUGGACGAGGAGGAAAGCACUGAGCUGAAAGAUAACCUAUCUUAUCUGGACCAGACUCCGAAGAUUAAGUCCAAAAACCACCACCAGUGGACCCCUGUUGAGGGAGAAGAGCUGCAGGAUGUGCAAUCACAAAAUGAGGACUCAAAAGAAGCUUCAGCCCAUCCACCAGCAAACUCAGAUUUCAAACCAGCUACAGAAGGCCCCGUUGACAUUGACUACUUUGAGAAGUUUACUCUGUUGGAUGUCGUGGCUCCUGAUGAACAGGCAGCAGAGGAACAGGAUGAAUGUGUAACGCCAGUACCACCCCCAGAACCAGAGCAGACCUCCAUAGACACAGACAAAAACAUCAGCCCCCCUGCCUCUGAAGAGUCCUUUGUUUUUGUGUCUGAUGAGGACAUUGUUGGAGAGCACCUGGAUGAAGUGUUUUAUGGAGAGGGCCCUCCUGCUGAUUUAGUGCAGCAAAGUGAAGAGGAUGCUAAAGGCGGGAGGAUGAGACGCCAGAGCUCUGUCAAAGAAAGUGGCUCAGUGUUAUUUGAAAGUGAGGAGACUGUUCUAACUCCUAUCUAUAUCUCCUCUGGCCCACCAAAGAUCAUUGACCCGAUAUUAUUGGAGGAACCCACUGCCAUGUCGUUUAUGUACUCUGAUCUUUACGAGGAUGCUAUGGGGGAGAGGAGGAGGAGCGAUGAGGAGUACUCCGAAGCAGAAAGCGUUACAUCUGAGAAAUCCUAUAAGAGAUGUUUGAUUGAUGAUUGUGAGGAAGCAGACAGUGACUACCUGGAGAAGUUUAUCUUGAAAGAUGAGACACCAAAUGUGGAGGUCCCAGCCAACAUUAUAGAUGACCAUAAAGGAGGAAGGAUGAUGUGGUCACAGAACGAGUUUCAGAUGAGUGGGUGUUUGACACGAGUAGUAGCAGAAGAAGAUAUUGAAGAGACAAAGAAGGGAGUUGAGAUAAAAGAGAUUAGUCCAUGUGAAUUUGAAACAGCCUCACAAUCAGCACUAUCACAGAUCAAACAUGAAAACAAAGUGUCAGCUCCUGAUCAGAAAGAACAAAUUGUAGAAAAGUCAAAAGUGAGUGAAGACAACCACAUUGAGAUUCAAAAGCCUCUGAGAGAAUCUCAAAAAAGUGAUGAAGUUGCACCUGAAGCAGAAAUAUCAGAAACUCCAAAGCAAGAAUCUAUUAUUGAGCAAAGCACUGAACUACAUCUACCAACUGACAAGAUGGAAAUAACAGAUGAACUAGCUACCAUAGAUACACAUGCCCCAGCUACAGACAUUCCUCAGACAGUCAUUCAAGGAGAUGAAACUCAAGUGUCAUCCAUAGUGGAUGCUCUAAUUGAAGACACAGUCCUGGAGAUUCCCAAAGAGAUCCAUAGGGAUUCAAGUUUAGAGGUCAGCGCUGACUGUGAGCCCCCCGUACAAGCACAUGUGGAAGUUAUUGAAAAAGGCAAAACAGAUAUGCAAACUCAAGUAUGCAUUAAUCUUCAAGAAGAAGUAAAUUUGGUAAAGAAAUCUACAUCAACAGUUGAGGAUUUGGGACAAGGGGGUGAAAUUACAACACAAGAUGAUGACAAGAUGGAACCACUGGAGAAGCCAAUAGAAGGUAUCAAACAAGAAGAAGUUCCUAGUGAAGAAUCAGUUGCUCCUGAGAUCAGGGCUGAUGUGGUCAAGGAGAUGGUCAAUGUUGGUGAACUCAUACUGCUUGUUCCCAAAGGACAAGCAGUUGAAAUGGAUAUUGAGAUCAGCCCACAGCCAGAUAUGAGUCAGGCAGAUCAGGAAGUAGAUCAGAUAGACGAUAAGUUGGAACCAAUAAUGGAGAUUGUGACGCAGCUGGAAAGCGAACUUGUGUCUAAAUUAAAGGAAAAAACAGCUAUUGCAAAAGAAGAUGUACAAGUAUUCCAAGAGCCAAUAAUGGAAACACAAAAAUAUGAAGUAGAAGAUAAAGCAAAGGAAGAUAUUGAAGCUAGUGUCGAUGAAACACUUUUGUCCAUGGAUCAGAGCCAUGAAGCCAAAGAAAAGGAAGUAGCUCAGACAGAUGAUAACUUGGAACCAAUAUCAGACAUUGUGACACAGCUAGAGAGCGAAAUUGUGUCUAAAUUAAAGAAACAAAAUACUAUUGCAAAAGAAGAUGUACAUUUGCCAGAGGAGAUCAAGGAAGCUGAAUUUGAUUUGGAAAAACAAGAAAUUGUGUCAUCAAUACCAAGUAGCAUUCUUCAAAAAGAAAUGCCUAGUGUAGUCCAAGGGCCAUUAAUGGAAACCCAAAAACCUGAGGUAGAGGAUAAAGUAAAGGAAGACAUUGAAGCUAGAGUAGAUGAAACACCUGUGUCCAUGGAUGAAAGUCACAAAGCUGAACAAAAGACAGAUUUGAAGGAACCUAUCUGUAUACCUGCACAGGAAAUACCAGUAACUGUGCCAGAAACAAUUACACAAGUACAAACAGCACCUCAGCUGCAAGAAAAAGAAGACACUGCUAUAAUAACGGAUACAAAAGAUGAAGAUGUAACAACUGUUCUUACUGAGGAAUGCCUGGAAGCUGAAAAGAUUGAUAAGAUUGUGUCAAAAAUGGAAGCAGUACCUACAAUUGAAGUUGAUUUGCCCCCUGCUUCAGAGGAGGAAGGACAAAAUGUUGCUUUGGAAGAACAGAUGAUAGCUUCUGUAAGCACUGAAACAACAAAGCAGGAUUGGUCUAUUUCACCCAAUGAGGCAGAGACAGAGGAGCUCGACUAUGAGAUUGUAAAUAAACAAGAAGGUGAAGAAUCACACGACAUUGAACCAGAGGGCCCAAAACAAGAUUUAGAUCAACAUAAAGAAAUUAUAAGUGAGGAGCUGGAGGAGGAAGAUCUUGAAUGUAAAGAUGGUCCUGCUGAAGAAGAGACACUAGAGGGUGAUGUAGAGGAGGAGACAGGCUUACGCUCCACUCUGAAAAGGUUUACACCACUGCAAGAUCUCUCUGGAUUACAUGCAGGAGAUGUGAAUCUAGAAACAGCUGAUGUAGAAGAAAAUGCAUUGGAACUAGACCAUCAAAUGGAUAUAACUGAAAAUGUACAAGAUGUCUGCAUGCAAGAAGUGGCAGCAGAUGAUGAGAAAAAAGUGAGCCCUGAUGUCACUAUGGAGUAUGAAAUUAUAACUAAACAAGUGGCAGCAGAUGAUGAGAAAAAAGUGAGCCCUGAUGUCACUAUGGAGUAUGAAAUUAUAACUAAACAAGACACUAUGGAGAUGGCACAAGUUGAAAUGGAAGAUGAGAGUGUAGAGAUGGCAAAAGAAGAUGAAUACAUGGAGGAAGUUCUGGAUAGGACAUCGGACACAGAGGAGGUUAUGGAGGUGGACUAUGAGACCAUUGAUGCAGAAGAGGAGCGUCAGGCCCAACUGGCAGCUGAGCUGGAGGGACUGGACUGGUACUGCCUCACCUGUGGGUGUCUGCUGUCAGAGCAGGAGAAUGGGCCACAUAAGGGCCACGAGGUCACUUCAGUGGACAAAGCCUAUGAAGAGAUCAUGGAGAAGUUGAGUGAUUGGAUUUCGGAGCUGCAGGGGAGAUCUGAAAACAUUGAGGACCUGGUGUCUGAGCUGGAGCUGGCAUAUAACUCUGUGGAGGACCAGUUUCAUGAGAGUGAGGCAGAAAUGCAGGCUCAGAAUGAGGAGAUGAUGGCCCUGGUGAUGGAGCAGUACAACAGUAUGUCUGUGAGUAUGGAGGAGGAGAAGAAGGCCAAGCUGGAACAGCUCUACGACCAAAUAGUGUCAUUCCAGGAGAGCAUUGACUCUGCUAAAAGCACCCUGGAGACUACAGCCAGAGAGGCAGAGACCGAUGCACGGUCACCUGAGGACAUUUGUGCAAGGCUGACAGCAGCUUUACACUCUGCCAUGUCUCUUGAGCUUGGACCCAAAGGACUGCUAGUAUUUGAGGACUAUGCCAAGGGCAACACUUCUAGCUCCCAGCUAGCACAGCGUAAAGGAAUCGCAGUGCCUCAAAGACCGACUCUUCAGGUCCAGGAGCCAGGCUCAGCCACCAGCUCCAGUGUCACUGUCUACUGGAAGGUCAACCCUGAAGAUGUCAUAGACUGCUUUCAGGUGUACUGCAUGGAGGAUCCACAAGGAGCUAUAUCAGAGGAAUACCGCGUGACAGUAAAGGAAAGUUAUUGUGUUUUGGAGGAACUGGAGCCUGACAAGACAUACAAGGUGUGGGUCAUGGCUGUCAACUACACAGGCUGCUCUCUGCCCAGUGCACGACUCGUCUUUAAAACAGCUCCAUCAGUGCCUAUGAUUGACACUGAGAAGUGCACUGUCACGUGGGACACAGCCAUUUUGAGGUGGAGCUCAGUGCAGCAGACCUCUGGACUGUCCUACACACUGGAGUACUGUCGACAGUAUGAACUGGAGGGAGAAGGCCUGAGAACCAUCUCUGGUAUUACAAACUUUGAACAUAAAGUCCUUCUUCAACCGAAUGAAAAUUAUCUGUUCUACAUAAAAGCUGUGAGUGAGGCUGGUUCUAGUGAGCAGAGCGAAGCUGCGCUCAUCUCUACUAAAGGAACAAAGUUUCACCUGCAAAAAGCAACAGCCCAUCCUGCUCUGGAGCUGUCUGUGGACCAGACCACCCUGCACUACUCUCAAGACACACAUGACAACAUGCCAGAUAAAGCGAGUCCAUCCAUCCUGGGCGAGCAGCUCCCAAUGAGAGGCCACUAUUACUGGGAGAAUGAUGUUUCAAGAUGCACUGACUACAGGCUGGGGGUGGCUUACAGCUCUGCCAAAAAAGACAGUCCUCUGGGAGAAAGUCAGUUGUCAUGGUGCUUGCAGUGCACUCCCACACCAUUGGGUUGCAGUUAUCACUUGGUGCACAAUUACAUCCACUCAAGUUUAUUUGUGAUUGACUUACCUGAACGGGUGGGUAUCUUCUUGGACUACCAGUUUGGCCGUUUGUCCUUCUACAAUGCUCAGAGUGGUCAGCUGUUGGGGUCCUUCUCUAAACGCUUCACCCAGCCAUGUCAUCCUGCAGUAGGCAUGGACACUCCAGGGAGUGUGGAGGUAUGCAUGGUUCAGGAGGUGCCAGAGUUCAUUAAAGACAGCUAGCUUUGAAGAUAUUGUGUGCAAAUUAUACUAAAUUAAUAGGUGCAUUUUCGUAUGAUGAAAAUUCAAUGUAAAACAUAUAUUUUGACAGUAUAAUGAUUUUAUGAUGAUCUACCUUUCUGUGAAUAUUUAAGCCACUGAGCAUAAUGUGAACUCUAAAUAUGACAGCGUUUUAAUUUUUGAUUUUUUUUUUUUUGAUUGUACAUUUUGAAAUUUAUGGCUAAUCUGAGUGUUUUUUCAUCUAUGGAAAAGAAACUCAACAAAGUGCACUUUUGAAAUGGUAUUUCAUGUGAAUUUGUGUAAAUAGAUCCAUUCAGAUGUAUAUUUUGUAUAUAAAUCAAAUAGUAUGAGCUUAAUGCUCUGCUUGAUUGAAUUAAUAAAUUAUAUUAUUUUCAAUAGC
Messenger RNA from Periophthalmus magnuspinnatus, 6212 nucleotides. RefSeq names its product cardiomyopathy associated 5 (gene cmya5). Gene Ontology annotation, molecular function: protein binding. The transcript is spliced from 14 exons. Lineage: Eukaryota; Metazoa; Chordata; Actinopteri; Gobiiformes; Gobiidae. The record is from RefSeq and is a predicted model, not a curated record. The coding region runs from base 143 to 5815 and encodes 1890 amino acids.